This is a messenger RNA of Phaeoacremonium minimum UCRPA7, 1959 nucleotides long. RefSeq names its product putative glutamyl-trna amidotransferase protein. The transcript is spliced from 2 exons. The record is from RefSeq and is a predicted model, not a curated record. Lineage: Eukaryota; Fungi; Ascomycota; Sordariomycetes; Togniniales; Togniniaceae. Bases 1 to 1959 code for a protein of 652 amino acids.
AUGAGGGCUUCUCAGCUUCUCUCACUGUCCGUUUCACUGCUUGCUGGCCUCCCAGGAGCUUUGGCUACGCUUGUGUCCACGGGCUUGUCAGUCACAUUGAACGAUGUUUACUACUACAUCUCGCCUUUCGCUGCAGGGAACCUGACGGUAAGCGCCUCGAACCUAUCGAAGCUGCCCAGCAUCUACGGAUUCCGACCUGUCACCGUGGUACAAGGAGACGUCGCUCUUUCUGCUUUGCCGGAUCUUUUUAGCAAAUGGAGUACUGCCGAUGAUGUAUUCCAAGCCGGUUUCGCAGAAGCAGUGUUCUUGGCCGGGGCGUCAGGCACCUGCAAGACCAAGUCGGUGGUGAUCAACGACGUUUCGGCCUUGAUCUUGCCCUUAGACUCAAAGACUAUCCCUUCGGGGCCGUACUUCCUGGAGGAGGCCACCGGAGUCCUCUAUCCUGUGUAUAGGCUCUAUGAUGAUUUCGCGGGAGCCUUCACUGAGUCGUUGCUUCAGACUCCAGAGGGCAAAUUCCAGCCCUUGUCGGCUCAGGUCCCAGUAAGCGCAACAUUGACCAUUGGCGUGCCCUCUCGUCUGUACUACACAAAGACAGCCGACAAGCCUCUUGCGGGAGUACGUAUUGGUAUCAAGGACAUCUACGCACUGGCUGGCGUCAAGCAGUCGAACGGAAAUCGAGCAUGGUACAACCUCUACCCGCCUAACGAGAUUACUGGAACUGCCGUUCAGAGACUCAUCGAUGCUGGAGCUCAGAUUGUCGGCCUCCAAAAGCCAUCGCAGUUUGCCAAUGGAGAACAAGCUACAGCCGAUUGGGUUGAUUAUCACUCGCCAUUCAACCCCAGAGGUGAUGGGUACCAAGAUCCUUCGUCCUCAUCCUCCGGAGCGGGUGCAUCAAUUGCUUCGUACGAGUGGUUAGACGUCGUGUUAGGUUCUGACACUGGGGGGUCCAUUCGUGGUCCUUCAGGUGUUCAGGGUGUAUUUGGUAACCGGCCUUCACACGAUCUCGUUGAUCUUGACCACGUAAUGCCCUUGUCGACGGCAUUGGACACGCCUGGCUUCUUGACCCGUGAUCCAUACAUCUGGGACGUUGCCAACUCUGUUCUGUAUGGCGACAAGUACAAUUCUCUCGUCUCUAGCACGCCGAAGUACCCCAAGACCAUUUACACCCUCAGUUGGCCAACCAGCCCUUCUAGCGCUGCGAACACCAUCCUGAUCGAGUUCCUCGAGAAGCUGACAACCUUUGUGGGAGGCACUGCUACAGCUUUAAAUCUCAAUACAGCUUGGGACGCCUCCAAGCCAGCUGAGGUUGGCACCACAACCUUGUCACAGCUGCUGAACGUAACUUAUGCGACAUUCAUUAGCAAGGAGCAGACCUCGCUUGUUCGGGACCCGUUCUAUGCCGACUACGCUGCUGUCCACGAUGGGCGUCUGCCGUUCGUCGACCCAGCGCCUCUUGCAAGAUGGGCAUAUGCCGACAGCGUCCCAGCAUCAGCAUUAGAUGACGCCAUCACCAACAAGACCAUCUUUAUGAACUGGUGGAACAGCGAGAUUCUCCCACCUGUUGACGAUCCAUUGCAAUGCUCUUCUGGGUUUGUCCUCUACGCCGGAAACAGUGCUCGACAGAACCCGCGCAAUCAGUACAUUAGCUCACCCAGCGUCCCAUUCGGCUUCUCAUCUGGGCGCAUUAGCGUCUUCUCCGAGUGUCCAGACAAUGUGUUCCCUAUCGGCCAAGCAGCGAGCCACAGUGCCAUCACCAACCAUGAUGAGUAUUUCCCCGUCGCUGUCGACAUCCUCGUUGCAAAAGGGUGUGACGGUCUGCUGGUCAAGCUUGCACAAGACCUUGUAGAGGCGGGCAUCAUUGCCGUACCUAAGGUAGGCUCAACCAUUACUGGCGGUGACAUUCUAAUGAAAAAACGUGCCGAGGGGCUUGGGAUCGAGAAGAUUCGAUAUGUGGGCUAG